Beauveria bassiana ARSEF 2860 is the source of this 1644-nucleotide messenger RNA. RefSeq lists its product as uncharacterized. Bases 1 to 1644 code for a protein of 547 amino acids. The transcript is spliced from 2 exons. Lineage: Eukaryota; Fungi; Ascomycota; Sordariomycetes; Hypocreales; Cordycipitaceae. The record is from RefSeq and is a predicted model, not a curated record.
AUGUCGGCGGCUGUGACAGCGUCGAUGCGCGCUGUCGGGUGGAACGUGCUCUUCACCAUCGGACCAGCCGACGACGACGAAUUUCCCCCACACUUUGCGGGCAUACACCAGAACCCACGCAAGCCGAUCGUGACCUUUGCUGACGUGCGCGCCGAGCUAGCGUUGUGCUUCGACGGCAGCUCUCUGGACAAUGAUCGAAAAGACGACGACGACGGAAACAACAGCAGAAACAACAAGAGCAGCGGCAACAACGGCGACGGCGGAAACAACGGCGACGGCGGCAAUACAGCGCGCAACAAGCCGUGGGGCGGCAUCGCGUUUGCCCUGAUCGAGACACCCGAGCCUGAAAACGAAGAUGAACAUGCUGAAUAUCCUGCUUGGAUAACAGACGAAAAUAUAGACGCAAUCGCCCCCGGCGUGCCGUCAAUGGAUCCCAUUAAAGCACGCAGGACCAUCAAAUAUCACAUCGUGCGGCACAGCCGUUGCCUGUUACCAGCUGGCUCCUCAUUAAAAGACCACCUUCGAGCAAAAUGCGCCCAACAUCUGCCGACCCCCGAUCGAUAUCGCCAUCCUGCCUAUAUACCGCACAAUAAGACGCCGUCUAACUCCAGACUCAACAUCAUGCCGCUACGGCGUCAAGCCAAGGCUCGCUCGCAGUCACCCCCGAAACGAAGCGCGUCAGGUCGCAGCUCACCUGAGAAACCAGCCGACGACGCCGACGGUGAAUACGCCAACAUAGUCGCUCCCGCGAACAUGGACAUAGCCAUGGACCAGGCGCGCAAAGUCAUCAGCGAAUUCAGGAUGGCGUGCAUCAACAGGUCCGCAUGCUGCGCUAUCACCGGCGGCGGCGCGCCGUGGUGCCUAGGCCAGCCGAUCGGUCCGGGCAUCCAAGCCUGCCAUGUGGUGCCGCAGCAGCAUUAUCAUCUCUACCCGAUAUGCAGCACGAAUGCGUCGAGCUCUGACGCUGACGAGACAAUGCGAUACAAUCCACGUCUCUUGCAAGACGCGUGGCGAAAAACGUGGAGCCCUCAUAACGGCAUCUUGCUGAUGAAGCACAUACAUGACUUUUUCGAUGCGCGCCUCGUUUCUAUCCACCCGAAGACGUUAUUGGUGCGUGUCUUUGUGCCAUAUCAAGACCUGGAACCCUACCACGGCCGCAAGGCAACCGUGCCUUUCGAUAUCGACCGCAGGGCGCUGCGGCACCACUACGACAUGUGUUGCAUCGAGAACAUGGCCGCAGCCUACCCGGAUCUAGACGCACCUCCAUCCAACGCCAAGAGCCAGAUCAGCACGCCCCGCGCCGGCCUGGCCAGCACUUCCGGCGGCAGCACGCCUCUGACCGGCAGAAUCGACCUGGCCAUGACGCCAAACUCUGGGCGCGACCUGACGCAGCGGCCGGUUGGCGGCGAUCCGUCUAAGAGACAGCGAUCAGCCCCCCGUGACGACCAAGGCGACGGGGACCCUGCGGCAGACGAGGUCGAGUUUUUGGAGGAAGGAGAGGAGCUUCCUGCAGCCAAACGAAUGCGUCUGGAAGACGGGCGCAGGUUUUUCGACGGUUGCGUAACCCCAUAUAACAGCCGCGAGUUUCUAGGGGAUGUCAACUGGGAGCUGACCAAGUACAAGAACUUGGACGAGGCCUGGUAG